Messenger RNA from Pelecanus crispus (Dalmatian pelican), 438 nucleotides. NCBI's taxonomy places the organism in Eukaryota, Metazoa, Chordata, Aves, Pelecaniformes, Pelecanidae. The record is from RefSeq and is a predicted model, not a curated record.
UCUUGCAGCUACCAGAGGUUUGCAAACUGCUACCGCUGCUUCUACAGACUACAGCCCGACAUGACCAGGAGCAUUUACGAUCAGUUUAUAUCGCAGCUGCAGACCUCCAUCAAGGUGAACGGGGCAGAGGGCUCGGGGCUGCGAGCGGCUUCAAGCCCUUGGUUCCUUCACAUCCCAGUUGUUCCCAGGCGUCCCAGCGGGAUCCCGGAAGAGGACGUUCGCAGCGCUAUGGUGCCGUACCUCCUUAAGCACAGGUCCUACUUGCGGAAAAUCCUAAAGGAGAAGGAGGAAGAGAACAGGAAGCUAGCGGAGUCUGUGCUUGCGGGGAGGGACAGGAUUGCAGAGCUGCAGCAGCUGAUACAAGCUCGCAAACGUGCCUGGCAGGCAAUUAGUAAAGAGCAACGAGAACUCAUCAGGACGUUCCAGGAGCCCCAGUGA